AUGGAAUCUGUUCGCCAGUCUUGCCGGCCAAAGCACCAGGUCUUGACCUUGAAAUGUUAUCCUAAAUACCAGAAGGGAGUGUCGGAGGUUCGGCCGAACUCCAGCGAACUCUCAUACCUGCUAUACUAUACGAGCACGCGCCGCAGCAAGUUGACCAAGGUCUGCGGUUUUCUGGAGAAGAGGGUUGCCCGAGAUGUCUGGAGACGCAGAAUAGGAAAUGUUCAGGUGGCGCUGCAUAUCCUAGCUGCGAUCAUCGAAAAAGUUCCUCGCGACCUUCCUAUCUACGCCCGAUCCGUCAUGACAGUAAUCGAUACCAUUCUGCGAUCCAACGAUAUAAAUAUGGUGGAGGAAUCGAUUGUGACCUUCGAAAUGUUCUGCCGAUAUCAGGACAUUGCGGCCAUCGCGGCUGACCAGAGCCUUGCACAUCAAUACCGAGAAGUUGUGCGAACUUACACCGGCCUUGCUGACCCGGGAUUUACAUCAAAUGCGAACGCAGAUUUCAGCCCGCAGGUGGCUAUCCGGUGGAGAAAUGCGGGACUGCGCGCUAUUAGAGCGGUGGUCAGCUCAGAGACCUUGACCGCCGAUGGAGGAACAUUGCUGAAGCUCUGUUUGCCGGUUAUACUGAAGAACCUCUAUUCUGAAGAUGAGAAUCUUCUUACAACACUGAAAGAAAAGCUAUCCGAAACCGAGGCAAAUGAACGCGAGCCGCCCAAACCCCGCCGAAUGAGUGUCAACACGGUGCACACAGUGGACGUGGCAGAAGGUGACCCCGAGCUGGCAGCGCAGUCGGCCGCUGAGGCGGAUCGAAAGGCGGAAAUGGAUGCACGGGUCUUGGCCCUGCGCUGUCUCGAGCAGACUAUCGCCUCGGGGAGUAACCGGGGCCAGAUCCGUAUUGUAGUAACGGUCAUUCUACAGUUCAUCUCAAAAAAGGGCUUCCCGCAGAGCGAAAAGUGCGGCGAGAUUACCGAGGGCAAACGUGGCAACUGGGCAACAUCUCUGAUCGACCUCAUUGCGAACUGGUGCCCGGUGCAAGUUCGUUUUAUCAUCUUGAUCACAGCUAUGGAGAUUCUCCAUGAUACAACCCCAAGGGAGGAUGCUUUAGAGUCCUCAUUCACCAUUCUCUCUGUGGUGGAUUCGCUUCUCAAAUCUUCUGUUAACAUGAUUGGACUUAGUGUUAUGGAUGUCCUCUAUGGACUUAUGCACUACGCUUCUGAGAUACUGUCACCGUCAGAGCGUACUGGCUCUGCAGAUGGAGAGAAGAAAAAUCGACAAGCUGAAAUCGUGGUUCAGAUCUCUCCCCAACGACAGGAUCUUCUUACGCUACUGGAGCAGUCUAUUGGAGAUCUUGCAACACACAUAUACUACGGAGACCAAGUCGAAGACAUGAUGCGGGCCAUUCUCAGGCGCUUUAAGCCUCAUCUCCACCAUGAUAGUUCCUCGCCAUCCACAUUGGCAACCGUUCAGGAAUCCGGAGUGACACAUGAGGCGACAAAUGACGAACCCGAGACAAAUGGAGACAAAGCAAGCACAGAAACCUUCUCGCAUGCUGCCGCUAAACUGACUGCUCUCAGAGCCGUCAAGGCUAUCUUGGUUGUGGCUAAUUCAAAAACGCUAGCAACCAUGUCUGGUGUAGAAUCUAGACAUUCAGUCGGGAUCCAUGUGUGGGAAGGAACCCAAGUACUUCUUCGUGAUGUGGAUCGUGAUGUUCGCUAUGCCUAUUCCGAUGCAUUCCUAUCAUGGCUGCAGAUUGAGACCAACGGGAACGACCUCAAGGUGCGAUUAGAUUCACCCAAGUACAUCAAGACUCCCAAGAAAGACACCGAGCAGAUGGAUAGGCCGACUCGACGAGGUUCGUCGGUCCCUGCUACCCAGAGGGACAAAGUGGUGCUGGUGGCACAGUCGAACUUCCUCCGCCUUCUGCACCUGGCUAUCUACGAUGCUGCAAUCGAGGCAGCGACCGAGGAAGCCGAGAUCCUCCUGCUGCACCUACUUCUUGCAAAUCUUGUCGAGAACCUCGGGGUGAAUGCCGCUCAAUUCGGUGUCCCUAUGGUCCUUAAAUUGCAAGACGACUUGUUUACAUCUAUGGAUCUGAGUUCCUUCGCAGCUCGCGUUAACAUUGGAAGCUUGGUACACGGAUACCUUCUUGCGCUGUCUGAGCAUUUCGACAUCCAGUCCUUCCCCGUGGGCCAGGAGAUAAGUAAUGUGAUUCAGCAGCGACAGGCCAAGGGAUACUGGCUUUCUAAAAUCCGCCUACCCCCAGUCGAUCUUCAUGCCAUUGUUUUUGACAGCGAGAAGAGGUCUGACAAUGACUCCACCUCCCCACCUCCAUUGACACCAUUCCGCAACGUCGAAGGACUUGUCUAUAUGAUUGAGGAGUCUUAUUGCAAAUCGGUAUCUUCUCCUCCAGAAAGUCCCUCCUCGGCUUCUUCCCCAGCACGAGGAUUCACGUUCCCGGUACUUGGCUCCACAGCAACAGUCAAAUCCCAGGUUGAGAGCCACCUCCCGUCCGUCGUGAAGGAACAGAUGUUGUCUUCGUGGUCUCGCGAGGCAUGUUUGGCAGCUGUCGAUAAGGAAAGCACUGGAACACCAUCGGUAUCUGGCUCUCGGGCUACUACAAAUCCCCGCUACAACCAAACCAACAUGGCUACAAAUGGCUCACCCGCCGACUCCCAAUAUAACCGCCGCAUGAGCAUUCCAGAAAUAUCAGGCUCGUCAUCCAACAGUUCGAGCAGGAGCUCGCCUGUUCGCGUCAAUGAGCUUCGACGCGUGCUUUCGGUUACUAGCGACUCCCAUGAUCGACGCCUCAGUCCGCUACGUGGACGACUUGACGCAUCGAAUGACAGUUCCGUUUCUUCCGGGAGCGAAAGCAUGAUGAGCGGCAACUUCUCUGUUUCCGAGAUAGAUGGAGAUGCUACCUCAAUCCGACCAGAGAGCCAACGAACACCAGAUGACGAUGGACUGGAGACACCCCGCGCCACGCCUGCGGCAUUUUUCCUAUCAGGCGAUAAAGCCGAAGACAUCCCUCCCGUGCCACCGGUCCCAACUGGCUUGUCCAUCCCAGGUGGUUUCCCGAAUGACUCACAGCGCUCGCUGGCCUCAUAUGAUCGCCCAUUUACCGCACCAGCUCCAUCGGGACCUCCAGCGAGAGACAGGGCUGAUGCCAAUGCCUUAAACUACAAGCCUCUAAACCGCAACAAGAGCCGGUCCAACCACAGCCUUGCCACAUCUGGGAUUCCCGAACUCUUAACCGACUAUGAGACCAAUGACCCAAAUGGCAACCACCAAGAUCAACUACGGAAGCUCUUGGAUGGGUUCCUCUCGCCAAACGAGAAUAAGCUGACGAAUGGAUCCCGCCCGGCAACUGCCAUAUCUGCCUCCAAGGCUCUGCCGAGCAGAUCUAGCAGCAAACGACGCAGUGGAGGCCUUGGUCGGCCACCCUAUUGA
Molecule: messenger RNA, 3444 nt
Organism: Penicillium psychrosexuale
Lineage: Eukaryota; Fungi; Ascomycota; Eurotiomycetes; Eurotiales; Aspergillaceae
Exons: 2
Coding region: 1-3444 (1147 amino acids)
Biological process (GO): protein localization to plasma membrane
Cellular component (GO): plasma membrane
Source: RefSeq, a predicted model, not a curated record